This is a messenger RNA of Blumeria graminis f. sp. triticale, 3516 nucleotides long. The record is from the annotation of a GenBank genome assembly. NCBI's taxonomy places the organism in Eukaryota, Fungi, Ascomycota, Leotiomycetes, Helotiales, Erysiphaceae.
AUGGAUAAUACCGAUGCCAUAAAGAAUGUUAUUGACCCGGAAGUUAGAGCUUAUGUGUCGAGUUUAGUAACUGCUCUCGGAGGAAGUGGCACCGACGAAUCCGGUCAAUACGUAUUAGGAGACGAUGCACUUGCUUGUCUUCGGGAUCUCAAGAGAUGGCUUAAACUCUAUGAUGAGAAGGCAAAUCGUCUCGACGUGGCACGAUGUAUAGCAGAAACCAACCUUGUACGAGGUGAUCUUCUUCAAAUUCUCGCGACCUGGCCAGAGAAUGCGACGGAAGACAAAAUAAAAUCAAAAGUAGCACUCGCAUGCCUAGAGCUACUUGUUCCCUUGACAUGGCCAAUUGAAAAGGAUCCUCAGCAGAUGUCCCAAAACCAUCACCGACAUAUCCCUUAUUUGCAAAUAGCUCAACUUCAAUAUAAAAGCUCUAUCAUUAACUUUGAUGGAGCAAAAAUACUUCACACUGCCAUUAGAUGCGCCCUUCCAUCAUUGGCAGAAUCAAUAAAAGACAGGAGUGCACGAGAUGAGGGAAUCAUCAAGCUUCUCUUGUAUUUUAUCCGCAACAUCACUAUGAUUGCACCACCACCAAAUUACCAGCACGAUGCAGACGAAGCAGAAAUUUCGCGCUCUACAACAAUCGAUGCGUUUGAAUACCAAGAUGUAUUUCACCUCAUACUUACUGUAUCGUCUAUGAUGGGCGAGGAUUUUGACUCCCAGGAUGUUAUUGUUAUGGACAUUAUUUUCCAUCUUCUUAAGGGUAUCGACGCAGAAAAACUAUUCUUCGAAGAAGAGAAAGCAGAAAAUGAGAAGAUUGAAGAGAUGAUAAGAUUACGAAAGAAAGAGGCCGCAAUGCUGAACAGCUACAAAGCCCAUGCGCCUACCAGGCACAAUAGUUUUGGCACCAUGGCAUGGAUGGUUAGAGAAGAUGCUAGGAUGACGACUAUAUCUGGUCAGACUGCCGUUAUUGAUAGCAGCCGAAGCCUUGCCAAAAUGGACAGUACUAAAAGGUUUAAACCAGCCCGAAGAAUUCCAAAAUUAGAAAAUGGUCUGUAUAACUUUUACACCCCGCAAGUACUAAGCACGUCGUCGACAAAACAUUUGCGGAAAUUCGUGGAAGAAUUUCUGGAUUCAAGUUUUAACCCACUCUUCGAUCACAUACGAAGAGCUAUUGAUAGAGAUACAGAUCGUAUCAUGGAUUACCAUCUGAAACAGUUUUUCUACUUAGUAAAUUGGUUCCUCCAAGCUGAUAGAUUCAGAAAAGCCAGAAAAGUAAACCUUAAGGGUACUAAGAUAUCUUCACUCCAGAACUCGGAAAAUUUCUCUCUUGUUGCAAGCGUUCUUACCCAAGAAAUGUUUGUCACGCUUAAUAGAUUCAUGACAACUAGUUUUGAAUCUAAGUCAUGGUUAGAACUCAGCGCUUCUUUAAAAUGUUUCAGCCAAAUUCUUCUCACAGUCUAUGAUAUGUGGCAAUCCCCAUGCGAACAAGAUCAGGAAAUUGCGGAAAAUAUUCUCAAUCGAAUUUUCUAUGAAGAAAUUACUCAUGAUUUGAUUGCCAGUGUAACUAGAACAUACAAGGACCAAGGCUUUGGCUACCUAGAUUCCAUCACUGAUAUAGCUCACAAUUAUCUCCGGAUACUGGAAAAAUACUCUAAACAGAAUAUUGAUCUACAAGUGAGGUCGAAAAGAAAGAAAAGACGUAAAAAUAGAGUCGAUAAAUUGACUGAGGAAAAUGAACUUGGACAGAUAGAAUCUGAUGAUUCGGAAAAAGAUAAUGAAGUAGUGCCUCAGCAAGCUUCUCACGAUCGAAAGUUUGAUUUCAAACGUUUCUCUGCUAGAUUCACAACUCAAGGCUGUAUUGAUACUUUUAUCUCAUUCACCACAUACUAUAAUGAUCUAAAUCCAUUACAACUAAAACGGGCGCAUAGAUUUCUCCAUCGAAUUGCCUUUAAGGAUCAGAUGAGCGUCAUGCUAUUCAGAGUGGACAUCAUAGCCCUUCUGUACAAAAUGAUUAAAGGUCCAGACAGCUUAGAUCAAAGUAGUAGCAGCUAUCGGGAAUGGGAUGAACUUAUCCGUCAAAUUAUGAAAAAAUGUAUCCGUAAAAUUCGAGAACGUCCUGAGCUUUUCAUAGAAAUGCUCUUUUCCAAGACGAACAGUACAGCCUAUUAUUUAGAAUAUGGUUAUGCAAAGCAAACCUAUACUCCUAAGCCCCGAUCUAUUGUUGAUUUCGAAGUGAAGGGAGAUAAGACUUGGGAGCAGCAGAUCUCUAUCGUUGUCAGAGCCAUGUUGGAAGAAAAAAAGGAGAAUGAUUUACAAUGGUUAAAAUCGCAGCUAUACUCAGCAAAAAGUGAAAGAAAAAGCUGGGAAAUCUCACUCAAGCUUGAUCAACCGGUCGAUGAAAAUUUUAUUUCAAGCAAUUUAACGGCUACUCCUCGCAAUGAAAUAUCCGAAGCUCCUUUGAUUUCAGUCAAUCCAGAUACGAGUGUGCGAAAGAUUGGUAUGCAUGAAGACGGUCUCUUUCGACUCCUGAUGAAGUUAGUUGGGAUUGUGCAAAAUGAUAAUAUUAAUGACUCUAAGACUUCAUGGGUAGUCCCCUCCUCAGUCUCAGCGGAAGAAAUCGAAAAUUCUCUUAAACUAAUAGAAAGUGAAGAGCUUAGCCCAUUAGGUGUCAUUGAUGGUCAAAAGGCAGGUGAUCUCAUAGGAGUAAAAGCCAUAAAAUCUAGAAACAGUACUAGAAGACUAUGUGAAGAUGAUGAAGAUUCUGAUAAUGCAGAGGAGAAUAUUUUAUUUCGCCACAAUGAUUUAUCAGGAAAGAAGGUACCUGAAGCCGGUGAAAUUACAAAAAAGAAGCUUAAAUCUCGAAAAGAAGACGAUUUCAGGAAAGUUAUAAAUACUCACCAUACUGAUAUAGAAAUCGAAGCCCGUAAUGCUGCUAAAAGGGAACGAGAAAGAGAAAAGAAUCGAAAGAUUAAGAGCAACUUGUUUGUUCAUGAUAGUGAUGAAGAAACCGAUGAAGAACGAGAUCGAGCCUUCUUUGAGAGGGAGGAGAAAAUACGACAGAGAUCCAAACUCGCAAUCAUGAAAGAUCUACUAAAUGCCGGAAACGAUACGUAUUCAAAUGUAGAUGGAAAACCAUCAGAUCAGAACUUGAUCCCUAUUAUCUCAGAUGUCGAGGAAGAUUUUGAUAGUUUCCGAAACAAGUCAAGAAAAAGGCAGUCAAGCUUAGCUUCUCUCGAUAAUGAGGAUGAAGAUACUCAGCUGCAUAAAUCGCUGAAUCUUGACAGUAAAUCGUCUGUCGCUCGACUAUCUCAUCAUUCAACAGGAGUGAAGAGACAGAAAGUCAAGGAUAUAGACGACGAAGAUAAUUAUUCGAUAGAGAAAAAUUCUGUUAGUAGUAUAACCGAAACGGAUUUUAAUAAACGUUCAGAAGGCGACGAUGAAGAAGAUAGUAUAGUUGCUCGGCCCACUAAAAGAAGGGUUAGGGCAGGCUUCAUUGUCGAAAGUAGCGAUGAGGACUAA